Messenger RNA from Peromyscus leucopus (white-footed mouse), 4405 nucleotides. It is a transcript of the gene Yap1, whose product is annotated as Yes1 associated transcriptional regulator. Gene Ontology annotation, molecular function: transcription corepressor activity; protein binding; transcription coactivator activity. Gene Ontology annotation, cellular component: nucleus; cytoplasm. The record is from RefSeq and is a predicted model, not a curated record. The coding region runs from base 278 to 1768 and encodes 496 amino acids. The transcript has 9 exons. Gene Ontology annotation, biological process: hippo signaling; positive regulation of transcription by RNA polymerase II. Lineage: Eukaryota; Metazoa; Chordata; Mammalia; Rodentia; Cricetidae.
GGGCGCGCAGAGGAAGGAAGAGCGGCGAGGAGGCGGAGCCCGCGAGACGCGCGGGCGGGCGCUCUGCGCAACUUUUUAGUUUGGGCGUCUGGGGCCGAAGUUUCUGUCUCAGUCGGGACGCCGCCGCGGCCGGGGCGAAGAAAGGGAGGAAGGAAGGAGCUCGGGGAGGGCAGGGAAGGCUCGGCGGCCUCGGGCACGGAGUGCAGGGCGAUGCGGGCGCGCGACGCAGCCCCCCGAGCCUGAGCGCAGCGCCCCAGCGUCGAGCGAGGCCGCAGCCAUGGAGCCCGCGCAGCAGCCGCCGCCCCAGCCAGCCCCGCAAGGCCCCGCGCCGUCGUCGGCGCCCGGGCCUGCGGCGGGGACCCCCACGGCCCCGCCCGCGCCCCCGGCUGGCCAUCAGGUCGUGCACGUCCGCGGAGACUCGGAGACCGACCUGGAGGCGCUCUUCAACGCCGUCAUGAACCCCAAGACGGCCAACGUGCCUCAGACCGUGCCCAUGCGGCUGCGCAAGCUGCCCGACUCCUUCUUCAAGCCACCCGAGCCCAAGUCCCACUCGCGACAGGCCAGCACCGAUGCGGGCACUGCAGGAGCUCUGACCCCACAGCACGUGCGAGCUCACUCCUCUCCAGCAUCCCUGCAGCUGGGAGCAGUUUCUCCUGGGACACUCACACCCACCGUGGUCCCUGGCCCAGCCGCUACCCCUGCAGCACAACAUCUCCGACAGUCUUCCUUUGAGAUUCCAGAUGAUGUACCGCUGCCAGCAGGCUGGGAGAUGGCCAAGACAUCUUCUGGUCAGAGAUACUUCUUAAAUCACAUCGAUCAGACAACAACAUGGCAGGACCCCCGGAAGGCCAUGCUCUCGCAACUGAACGUCCCUGCGCCUGCCAGCCCGGCCGUGCCCCAGACCCUGAUGAACUCCGCCUCAGGACCUCUUCCUGAUGGAUGGGAGCAAGCCAUGACUCAGGAUGGAGAUGUUUACUACAUAAACCAUAAGAACAAGACCACGUCCUGGCUGGACCCAAGGCUUGACCCUCGUUUUGGUAAAGCCAUGAACCAGAGAAUCACUCAGAGUGCUCCAGUGAAGCAGCCGCCACCCUUGGCUCCCCAGAGCCCACAGGGAGGCGUCCUGGGUGGGGGCAACUCCAACCAGCAGCAGCAGAUGCAGCUGCAGCAGCUGCAGAUGGAGAAGGAGAGACUGCGGUUGAAGCAGCAAGAAUUACUGCGGCAGGUGAGGCCACAGGCAAUACGGAAUAUCAAUCCCAGCACAGCAAAUGCUCCAAAAUGUCAGGAAUUAGCUCUCCGAAGCCAGUUGCCCACACUGGAGCAGGAUGGAGGAACUCAGAAUGCCGUGUCUUCUCCUGGGAUGUCUCAGGAAUUGAGAACAAUGACAACCAAUAGUUCAGAUCCCUUCCUUAACAGUGGCACCUAUCACUCUAGAGAUGAGAGCACGGACAGUGGCCUCAGCAUGAGCAGCUACAGUGUCCCUCGGACCCCAGAUGACUUCCUGAACAGUGUUGAUGAAAUGGAUACAGGUGACACUAUCAACCAGAGCACCCUGCCUUCGCAGCAGAGUCGUUUCCCAGACUACCUUGAAGCCAUCCCUGGGACAAAUGUGGACCUUGGGACCCUGGAAGGAGACGCCAUGAACAUAGAAGGGGAGGAGCUGAUGCCCAGCCUGCAGGAAGCACUGAGUUCCGACAUCCUCAAUGACAUGGAGUCUGUGUUGGCCGCCACCAAGCUAGACAAAGAAAGCUUUCUCACAUGGUUAUAGAGCUGCCGGGCAUCCGCCUCCCAGUCUGUGACGGAUCCACAGAGCCGAAGACGUGCAUCCCUGAAAUUCAGAUAAGCCAGUGGGCAAGUCUCUGGCUGAUACAGGAAACAGAUGAACGCGUGUCCAGCAGGGAUCUUCAUCCGCUGUUCUGCUCGCCUCCGCCCAUCGCUGCUGUUCAUGUUGCUGACCUCUUCACAGCAGACCCUCAAGAGUCAGAACCACAAAACAACAGACCCUUUCGUUUCUCUUGCUAUGGUAACUACUGUUCUUCGGGGUUGCUGGCAAAUACCCUGUUUGGAUGACGGAUGGUCUUCCUUUUGGCCAGGGGUGUCUUUACCCAUCACUUCAGCUGGACACUCGGACUGGGGACUCAAAUGCUUCACGUCAGAGUGUUUGUUCAAGAGCUGGUUGCUUCAGUUGCCUUUGGCCCUCUGGUCCAACAAGCCAAAAAGCACGGCAUCUGACCUUACAUCUGACCUUAAGUACUCAGUGCUGAUCGGGAGGGCUCGAAGACUGCUGGGCUUUUUGUUUCUUCUGGUGACACCAUUAGUCACGUGGUGACCCGGAUUUUAUUUUAGAAGCUUAUAAGGCAUGAGACAGUUUCCAUAGACAUAUAUUAAUUAUUGCCACAUACUCUAGGCUAGGUUUGAGUGGUGUUUUUUUUGUUUUGUUUUGUUUUUUUUUUUGUGGGUGCUGGUUGGUUUUUCUUUUUCUUUUUUUCUUUUCUUUUUUUUUUUUAGGUGAUUGAUUUUGUUGAAAUGUAGGCAAAUUAGUGAAGUUGUUUAUAGGUGUAGCCUGGGUGGACAAUAUUGUUCUUUUGUGGGGGAAAUCUGUAUUUCCUGGCUUUUUACCAUUCUAUUUAAAUCUUGGUUAUCUUCUUUCUACAUAUGUACACACACUUAUGAUGUCUAUGGUAGUGUGAUAGCAGAAUGUAUCUAAGGUUCCCCUCCUCAGUUUAUUUUUUAAAUGGUAGCCUUGAACAUAUGCAUUUAGAAUACAUGACUAGUAGUUUAUGUUUCACAAAUAGUUUAAAUUCUGGUUGGGGCAACCUGCAGGUGUUUUGAGGUAGGGCAGUGUUCUAGAAAGGGCUCUUGUUGUGGGUGAAGCCUAGAGGCGCUCUCUUGCCCUCUAUACACUUUGGUGACUUGGACAGAAUAAACAAGUGGCCUCACUCCCCCUUGGACCAAUUCAUCUUGGACAGUCACUGAGCAGGAGUGAGCUUUAGAGGCAGGCCUUCCUUUUGCCUUCGCCUCAGUUUGGGACGCAAGCAUGGGUACUUGAGUUCUCGUUUGUAGUGAACACAAUGAAGACCAGACUAAACGUUACCUACAGGAUCAUUCUUACAAACCCUGCUCACACUUUCCUGCUGAAUGGACCCUGGGGGAGUGUGUAGAACGCUGUGAGGUCAUGAGUCGGCUGGUAAAGUGGUCAGACUAGUGAAUGUGUGGGGUAGUUGAACUUAGCAAAGAGCUAAAGAUAAGCAUGAUUAUGCCUUUAUUUUUACAAGAAGAGAGAUUGCUAGAGUAUGUGUCUCCAGGAGUAAUGAUGGUUUCCAAAGAGUAUUUUUUAAAGGAACAAAUAAGCAUGAAUUAACUCUUCAAUAUAAGCUAUGAAGUAGUAGUUGGUUAUGAAUUGUAGUGGCAUCAGCUAGCACCGCUGUCAUUUAAGGGUCUUUGGAUGCUUUUAGAAGAAUCCCUUAUUUUCAAGGGUUUUUAAUGAACAAACAAAUUCUUUCCCUGGCUAAAGCUGCUAUGAAAAGCCUCAGCUUAGGAAGGCAAAAAUCUGUUGGCCCUUUGUUUUAGUGGAGUGUAAGAAUGGAAGUAGAAAAGUUUUAUUCAGUACUUGGAGUGCUCAAAAAAAUGCAAUCAGUGUACUAUAUAUGAUGAUUCAUAGUCAGAAUCCGUGUAUUAUACAUGAUGAUUCAUAGUCAUUUGUAGCCAUCGACUCUAAGGCUUUUACUAAGAAACUAGCUGAAGACUCACCCUUGAAUUAGGUCUGGGGAAACGGCCACCAGGAGGAUGCAUUGACUUUAGAACAGAAAUGGAAUUCCACUCUAAUUCAGAACUGAGCAGCGGGAUGAUAGACAGCAGUGUGUGGUGAGUGUGCAGACCAUAGGGCACUGGUGAGUGCCUACCAUUUGCCAGUAAGCCACAGAGUCAGACCGCAUCCUCUGUGGGCAGACUAGCUUUAGUGUGGGGGAGGGUGGGAAGGUGGGCGUGGGCUGGUGAAGGUAGUGGGGCGUGAUAGCAAAGCUUUCAUAACUUCUUUCUCUUCAACAAAGACUGAGCUCGCCUCUUGCUGUCAGUAAAGAAGUUGUUCCUAAACUUUGCAUCGCUGAAGCUCACCCACACAGUGAGAUGUGCUGUCUUCCCCCUCCCUCGGGAACAUUUGCCUGCAAUACCUCAGUGUCCAGCGGCCCUCGGUGCCUGACAACUCUGACCUUAUCAAACCCUUGUGCUGACUGCGGGGGACCUGAGCUCCCUUCCCUGAAUCACGGCCUCGAUGUAGUCUUCCUUGUGUCCUCCCUAAUGUAAAAGUGGUUAAUGCUUCCUGGCUGUAGUGGGUAGCAUGCGGAUAAGAAUUUAACUGGUUAUUCUUGAAUUUCUUUUACAAUAAACCAAUUUUUAUAAUCUUAAA